AUGAGGAUGCGAUCACCAGACCCGUCCCCUCUGUCCCCAUCAGAGGCACUGCUGCAUGGGCAGUUUGCCAGCUGGGGAUCUGGGAGUAACAGCAACAACAACAGCUGCCCUAACAGUCCUGGGGGUCCAGGUGGGAUUUCCCCCACGGCCUCCCCCACUCCCCCAUCGGCCUCUAACUACGCCUUGACCCUAACUUAUUCACACAUACACAUCCAGAGACUGUGCCCUCGUCCCGGGAAAGAAGCCCGGCUGCUGUUGCCUUUGUCUGAGCUAGUGGGCUGCAGCUGUCCCCGUGCCCCUGCACCACCUCUGCUGGUGCUGUACUGGUAUCCACCGGGCAAAAAGCGCAAAGGGGUUUCCAGGCGCAGGCAGGUGCGGGCCUACCUGUCUGAGAGCCGCAGUGAAGCCGAGAGGUGGUCUGCUGCAGUACAGUGUCUGCUGCGGGGAGUGGCUGUAACAUCAGACACAGAGUUUUCGAGAAGUCUGCUACCUCGUCCCAGACGACUACUGUUAUUAGUCAAUCCUUUCAGUGGGAGAGGCCAAGCAAUGCAGUGGUGUCAGACCCACAUUCUGCCAAUGAUCAGAGAAGCCAACAUCAGCUACAAUCUUAUUCAAACUGAACGUCAGAACCAUGCCAGAGAGCUCAUACGAGAGAUAUCUCUACCAGAAUGGGAUGGCAUCAUUAUUAUUUCUGGAGAUGGUCUGCUACAUGAGGUUAUUAAUGGAUUGAUGGAGCGGCCUGACUGGGACCAAGCAAUAAAAAUACCUGUGGGUAUUCUUCCCUGUGGCUCUGGAAAUGCACUGGCUGGUUCUGUUAACCAUCAUGCAGGAUAUGACAUGUGCCUCAGAGAGCCCCUCCUCUUAAACUGCUGCUUCCUUCUUUGUCGUGGCGGAGUUCGUCCAAUGGACCUGGUGUCUGUGACCACGAGUCCUGCUCCCAACAGCAACUCCUCCCCCCGAAGACUGUUCUCCUUUCUGUCUGUUGCCUGGGGUUUUGUAUCAGAUGUUGAUAUUGAGAGUGAGAGAUAUAGAGGCUUGGGAUCAGCUCGUUUCACCUUGGGUACCCUGGUGCGCAUAGCUUCUCUUAGAUCUUAUAAAGGACGGCUCUCCUAUUUGCCACCAUCCGUCAUGACGACAUCUCCAGACGCCACACCUCCUCCACCUCGACGACCUCUGUCUCGAAGUAUCACGGAGGGACUGGAGGGUUUUUGCAAAGCUCCCAUUCACCGCACAUCUUCAGACAUGGGUAUCAGCGAGCAGAGGAGCCUGCGACGGGGCGAAGGAGAGCGGGAGAAAGAGGAACGGCAGCGGGAGAGGGAGCGUAGGAGGCAGAGGGCCAGGGGAGGAGGCACGGGAGUUGUGAGGGCCAGCAGUUUGGCAGAAGACCGAGAGAGAGAGCUGGAGGGAGAGAUGGAAGCUGAGGAGGAGUUAUGUUCAGAAAGAUCUGGGACCAGUUCAGAAUCUAAUGAAAGGGAAGAUUGUAACAUGGGAAAGAAUGAACGGUUGGUUGGUAUAAAGGAUGAAGGAGAAGAUGAGGGCACAGUAGAGCAGGACUCUAGUGAGAUGGACGAGGAUGACCGGAGCAAAGACGGCGAUGAGGAGGAAGGUGAGGGCAUGUUACCUUCAAAAGUGCUGUGCGAAAGCUUUACAGUUGACUUGGGACAAGAGGCAGAUGAAGAAGGUACAUCUGGGUUUUCGUAUGAAGAUAAUCCCCCUGACAGCAGACCGGCCAUUAGGAAAAACUCAGCGCCGUCCAGUCAGAUCGUCAGUGCACUGUUGAGCCAGCCACUGAGACCAGAGCCUGACACUGCCCUGUACUCUGUGGAGGACAUGGACCUAAACGGGACGUACUGCCAGAGGGAGCCGUACCCACUGGACCCUCGUGAGCGUGCGCUGACCAUCUCCUCUCCGUUCCGCCACUCUCCCUUUUCGUACAAGGCCAAAGCACUCGACCAGAAUCAGAACGCCUCCCGUCCACGGCCGCUGUCCCUGCUGCAACACUCUCAGUCAAACUCCCUCCCCCCAAAACUGUCAUCCUUGUCCUUAUCCCUCUCCCCCACUCCCCCCUCUUCUCCCUCCUGCACCUCCCCUCACGCCUCUGCAUACCUGGUGCCACGCGUCAACACCCCAAACUCUACCUCACCUUCGCCUUUACGCACACCGUCCUCUUCGUUUAACUUUGAUAUUUCCGAGCCAACAGGACCACUUAAAAACCGUCCAUUUGUGACACUACCUUCAAAUCUCCCGAAAGACGACUUGUUACCCCCUCUCGACCAGCCACUCCCCACCAGAGAUUGGGUCACGAUUGAAGGCGAUUUUGUCUUGGUAUUGGCCCUCUAUCAGUCCCACCUCGGGGCCGACCUGCACGCCGCUCCCCAGGCCAAGUUUGACGAUGGCCUGAUUCACCUGACAUUUGUGAGGGCGGGCAUCUCCAGAGCCACCCUGCUGCGGUUGUUCUUCGCGAUGGAAAGAGGGACACAUCACUCGGUCAGUUCUCCGUAUGUGAGCCACGUAACCUGCAGGGCUUUCCGUCUGCAGCCCCUGUCCUCACGGGGGACACUGACAGUGGAUGGAGAACUUGUUCCCUAUGGGCCUCUCCAAGCACAGGUUCACCCUUCAUUGUCUCGUCUUAUCGUCGGCGAUUCGGGGGUAAAGAUCACACGAUUCUAG
Knipowitschia caucasica is the source of this 2670-nucleotide messenger RNA. The record is from the annotation of a GenBank genome assembly. NCBI's taxonomy places the organism in Eukaryota, Metazoa, Chordata, Actinopteri, Gobiiformes, Gobiidae.